Molecule: messenger RNA, 1549 nt
Organism: Vicia villosa (hairy vetch)
Lineage: Eukaryota; Viridiplantae; Streptophyta; Magnoliopsida; Fabales; Fabaceae
Product: serine carboxypeptidase 1-like
Exons: 8
Coding region: 1-1458 (485 amino acids)
Biological process (GO): proteolysis
Cellular component (GO): vacuole
Molecular function (GO): serine-type carboxypeptidase activity
Source: RefSeq, a predicted model, not a curated record
AUGUUUUCCGUUUUGUCAGAAAAAGCACUUUUUUGCUCUUUGAUUUUGUUAGUGUGCCACUUUGCAAUCUCGUGCAAAGCCAACCAACAAGGGGAAUAUCUCAACAAGCUUAUUCAAUCAAAGAGGUUUCAACAAAAGGAUAUUUAUUCACAUGAAGAAGCUAACAAUUUAAGUGAUUUUGGUGAUGAAUAUGUUGUUUCACAUGAACACGAUGUUGAACAAGAAUUAAGAUUGAAGGAAGCUGAUAAGGUGAAAGCUUUGCCUGGUCAACCAAAAGGGGUGGAUUUUGAUCAAUUUGCAGGCUAUAUAUCUGUUGAUGCAAAAGAGAAACGAAAACUUUUCUACUAUUUUGUGGAAUCAACUUUGAAUUCUUCUACAAAACCUCUUGUUCUAUGGCUCAAUGGAGGACCUGGAUGCUCUUCAUUUGGGUAUGGAGCCAUGCAAGAAAUAGGACCUUUUAGAAUCAACCGUGAUUCAAAAACACUUUCCCUUAAUAAAUAUGCAUGGACCAAAGUGGCAAAUGUUCUCUUCUUAGAGUCUCCAGCAGGAGUUGGAUUUUCUUAUUCAGAAAACUCUUCAGAUCUUAAAGUUGGUGACAAAAGAACUGCCAUAGAUUCAUACAUUUUUCUUCAAAAUUGGCUCAAGAGAUUUCCACAACAUAGCUCUCGCGAUUUCUUUAUAGUUGGUGAAAGUUAUGCUGGUCAUUAUGUCCCUCAACUAGCAUCUUUAAUCCAAUCAGAAAAUAAAAAAAAUCGCAAUGUGAUCAAUUUAAAGGGAAUUGCGGUUGGAAAUGGUUGGAUAGAUGACAAUUUAGGUAAAAUAGGUAUGUAUGAUAAUUUCUGGAUGCAUGCUCUAAACUCGGAUGAAACCCACAAAGGAAUUGAAAAAUAUUGUCAGUUUAAGAACUCCGACGUGUCAAAGGAAUGCCAUGGAUAUUUACAAAAAGCCAUUAAUGAGAUUGGAAAUAUUGACUUGUAUAACAUAUAUGCUCCACUUUGUACAAACACUAGUCACUUUGAAAAUGGUUUUGAUCCUUGUGCCGAUACUACUACGGCUAACUACUUAAAUCUACCUCAAGUUCAAGAGGCUCUACAUGUUAAAGCCACAGAAUGGUUUUCUUGCAAUGGGAAAAUAUAUUGGACUGAUAGUGCAACAAGUAUUCUACCAACUAUAAAUGAGUUAAGGUCAAGUGGUAUAAGCAUUUGGAUAUACAGUGGUGAUGUAGAUGGUAUUGUUCCCACAACUUCAUCAAGGUAUUCAAUAAAUUCUUUGAACCUAUCGGUACAUACGCCAUGGCGUCCAUGGUAUUCAGAAAAAGAGGUGGGAGGAUAUUUGAUUGGUUACGAAGGACUUACACUUAUCACAGUUAGAGGAGCUGGGCACAUGGUUCCGAGUAACCAACCACAAAGGGCACUAACUAUGAUCUCAUCUUUCCUUCAAGGAAUACUUCCUCCCUAAAAAUUUCAAUUAAAUAUAUUCCUUGUAUCCACAUAGUUUAUGUGGAAAUUUGAUAUGAAAUUCAUAAAUAAUAAUUCAUUACAAUAAUUGA